Molecule: messenger RNA, 1017 nt
Organism: Acromyrmex echinatior (Panamanian leafcutter ant)
Lineage: Eukaryota; Metazoa; Arthropoda; Insecta; Hymenoptera; Formicidae
Source: RefSeq, a predicted model, not a curated record
AUGGCUACAACGCUUACCACAACAAUGUACGCAACCCUGCAGCUGGAAGCUGAAAGCAUCAACGAAACAGGAAAACUAGAAGCCGAACUAUCCCCGACGGCAGAUGGUUCGGCAGUGGCGAAUCGCCGUUUGAUAGUCCGGGACCGCGUCACCGACAUCAGAUUUCUGGUGGAUACUGGAGCGGAUAUCUCGAUCAUACCCGCCUCAAGACGCGACCUUGCGCACAUUGGAAAACAGAUGCUCUACGCAGCAAACGGAACGAUCAUCCCUACAUAUGGACAGAAAUUACUGCGGCUCGAUUUGGAAUUCCGCAGGAUUUUCCAAUGGCCCUUCGUUAUCGUCGAAGUGGACACAUUCAUAAUUGGCUCGAAUUUUCUGGCGCAUUAUAAUCUGCUGCCUGACAUCCAGCACAAGCGGCUGAUUGAUGGCGACACGUUCCUUAAGGUCAAUGCACAGCUUGUUAGCAGAACCGUUCCAAAGUUGACAGCCUUUGCCGACGACUGCCCUUUCAAAGAAAUUUUAAAUGAGUUCCCAGAGAUAAUUUGAGCAUUGAUUACGCAUAAACAAGUCGCAUAUGGGGUAGAACACGUUAUCGAGACAACGGGUCCCCCGGUGUCAAACAAAGUCAGACAACUCUGUCCCGAGAAAUUAAAAGCAGCCAAGCAAGAGUUCGAAUAUAUGAUGCAACAGGGUUUACGCAGGCUUUCCAAGAACCCUUGGGCCAGCUCACUGCACCUGGUUCAGAAGAAGAACAGCGAUUGGCGUCCGUGCGGGGAUUACCGCAAGCUCAACCGUUCCGAACAGUUAUUCAAUUCCUACAAGACCUAUUUCUACAAGACAGCACACAUUUCCUACACGGUAAAACCUUAUUUUCCACGAUCGAUUUAGUACGCGCAUAUCAGCAGAUUCCGCGAAUCAGAUAUUCCGAAAACUGCCAUCAUCACACCAUUCGGACUUUUCGAAUUUCCGUACAUGACCUUCGUAACGCAGCUCAAACUUUUCAAUGAUUCAUGGAUC